UUCGGUUCAAGAAGAAGAAGAAGGAAAGCGUAAUCUGGCAUAAAUUAGGUUAAAUAAGAGAAACAUAUUUCCAUUUUGACAUAAAAGAUCAAAAAUUUGUUAAAGAAGAAGACCAAAACAAAAACAGUGUAACGCACUGAGUGCCACAAAGGUUGAAGGAUCCCACUCAGAGCAUCGCACAGCAGAUUUCAAUCGAACGUAGCAGAAUUUAAUUCCAUCGAAGAUGGAAAAAUCGCAGAAGAUGCCAAAGGUGGCGAAGGUGAAGAACAAGGCGCCCGCGGAGAUACAGAUCACCGCGGAGCAGCUGCUGCGCGAGGCGAAGGAGCGCGACCUUGAGAUUCUGCCACCACCACCGAAGCAGAAGAUCUCGGAUCCGCACGAGCUCGCGGACUAUCAGCAUCGCAAGCGUAAGGCGUUCGAGGACAUCAUCCGCAAGAAUCGCAUGAUCAUCACCAACUGGAUCAAGUACGCGCAAUGGGAGGAGUCGCAGAAGCAGAUACAGCGCGCGAGAUCGAUCUACGAGCGUGCCCUGGAGGUGGAUCAUCGGAACAUUGCGCUCUGGCUCAAGUACACGGAGCUGGAAAUGCGCAAUCGACAGGUCAAUCACGCCAGAAACCUGUGGGACCGAGCAGUAACUCUGCUGCCCAGAGCCAAUCAAUUCUGGUACAAGUACACUUACAUGGAGGAGACCUUGGAGAACAUCGCUGGGGCUCGUCAGGUGUUUGAGCGCUGGAUGGAGUGGGAACCGGAUGAGCAGGCUUGGCAGACGUACAUCAAGUUCGAAUUGCGUUAUAAAGAGAUCGAUCGAGCUCGACAGAUCUACGAGCGCUUUGUCAUGGUCCAUCCUGAUGUAAAACACUGGAUAAAGUACGCCCGCUUCGAGGAGUCUUACGGAUUCAUCAAGGGUGCUCGUACGGUGUACGAAAGAGCCGUAAACUUUUACGGGGACGAGGGUCUCGACGAGAAGCUGUUCCUGGCGUUCGCCAGAUUCGAGGAGGGUCAACGGGAGCACGAUCGCGCCCGUAUAAUUUACAAGUACGCCCUCGAUCACAUCCCGAAGAGCAACACUCAAGAGAUCUACAAGGCUUACACGAUCCAUGAAAAGAAGUACGGCGAUCGCUCGGGCAUCGAGGACGUAAUUGUCAGCAAGCGGAAGUAUCAGUAUGAACAGGAGAUCAAGGAGAAUCCUUCGAAUUACGACGCGUGGUUCGACUACCUGAGAUUGGUGGAGUCGGAGGGUAACGUCGACGUGGUCCGCGAGACCUACGAGCGUGCGAUAGCCAACGUGCCACCCACCAAGGAGAAACAAUUCUGGCGAAGGUACAUCUACCUCUGGAUCAAGUACGCCCUCUUCGAGGAACUCGAGGCCAAGGAUUACGAACGAUGCCGGCAGGUCUACAAGGUCUGCCUCGACCUGAUACCGCACAAGAAGUUCACCUUCUCCAAGAUCUGGCUGCUGUACGCGUAUUUCGAGAUACGACAGAAGAAUCUGACCAAGGCGCGAAAGACGUUGGGCUUAGCCCUGGGAAUCUGUCCCACCGACAAGCUUUUCCGGAGCUACAUCGACCUCGAGAUACAGCUGGUGGAGUUCGAUCGUUGUCGCAGGCUGUACGAGAAGUUCCUCGAAUUCGGGCCGGAGAACUGCACCACCUGGAUGCGAUUCGCCGAGCUGGAGACGCGACUGGGCGAAACCGAUCGCGCCCGGGCCAUAUACGAGUGCGCGGUCGCCCGACCGCGGCUGGACAUGCCGGAGCUCCUGUGGAAGUCGUACAUCGACUUCGAGAUCGCCCAGGGCGAGACGGAGAACGCCCGCCAGCUGUUCGAGCGACUCCUGGAGCGCACGUUGCACGUCAAGGUCUGGAUCGCUUACGCCAAGUUCGAGCUGUUGAACCCUCAGCUGGAGGACACUCCCGACAACGUCGUCUUGGCGAGACGGAUCUUCGAGCGCGGGAACGACGCCCUGAGAUCCAGCGGCGACACCGAGAGUCGGGUGCUCUUGCUGGAGGCGUGGAAGGACUUUGAGGCGGAGAAGGGCACCUCGGAGAGUCUCACCAAGAUUAUGGAGAAGAUGCCACGCAGGGUGAAGAAGAAGAGGCGCGUCGUCGGCGAGGACGGCAGCGACGACGGCUGGGAAGAGGUCCUGGACUUUGUUUUCCCAGAAGACGAGUCGCAGAGGCCAAACCUCAAGUUCCUGGCCUCUGCGAAGGCUUGGAAGAAGCAGACCGAGUCUCAAGCUUGAGAUUAAUAAUAUUAUAUUAAUAUUAAUAUAUUAUAUCAUAUAUAAUAAUAUU
Messenger RNA from Nylanderia fulva, 2291 nucleotides. RefSeq names its product pre-mRNA splicing factor crn (gene crn). Gene Ontology annotation, molecular function: protein binding. Gene Ontology annotation, biological process: spliceosomal complex assembly; mRNA splicing, via spliceosome. The record is from RefSeq and is a predicted model, not a curated record. NCBI's taxonomy places the organism in Eukaryota, Metazoa, Arthropoda, Insecta, Hymenoptera, Formicidae. Gene Ontology annotation, cellular component: U2-type catalytic step 2 spliceosome; precatalytic spliceosome; Prp19 complex.